GACACGACUCUUUUUAUGUCGGAUCCAAUUUGCCGCAUCUUAGGAAUAAACGGCUAGCCGGCGCACAACUGUCGUGACACGCAUUCUUGCUUAAGUAUCAUCCUCUGGGCCAUCGCUCUUUACAGCAAAGAGAAAGAAGCCGGCUUGUUGCUGACCCAUUCCAUCAUCAUCAUCAUCACCAAAUCAAAAUCGGUUGAGAAGAAACAUUUGAAGGAAAAUAUAAAUGGCUAGUGAGGGGGACAUUGUUGUUUCAGCCAUGAUCAAUCUUCUGACAGCUAUUGCAUUCCUGGUGGCUUUUGCAGUUCUUCGCCUUCAACCAUUUAAUGAUAGAGUGUACUUCCCAAAAUGGUAUUUGAAGGGUGUAAGAGCAAGCCCAAGAAGCUCAGGGCCCUUUCUGAGGAAAUUUGUGAAUUUGGAUUUCAGAACUUAUCUAAGGUUCUUGAAUUGGAUGCCCCAGGCACUCAAAAUGCCACAACCAGAACUCAUAGAUCAUGCAGGUCUUGAUUCUGCAGUGUAUAUAAGGAUUUACCUUCUGGGGCUGAAAAUAUUUGUCCCGAUUACGCUUUUAUCUUUUGCUGUCUUAGUUCCUGUUAAUUGGACCGGUGAAGCGUUGAAGCACAGCGAGGACUUGACAUUCAGUGAUAUUGACAAGCUGUCGAUAUCGAAUAUUCCUUCUGGAUCACAGAAGCUAUGGACACACAUAGCAAUGGCUUAUGUGUUCUCGUUUUGGACCUUAUAUGUUCUGUACAAAGAGUACAAAAUCGUGUCUGCAUUGAGGUUGCACUUUCUUGCUUCUGAACAUCGUCGUCCUGAUCAGUUCACUGUUCUUGUGAGAAACGUCCCUCCUGACCCCGAUGAACCAGUUAGUGAACACGUUGAGCAUUUCUUCCGCGUAAACCAUCCAGAUCAUUAUCUUACACAUCAGGUUGUAUACAAUGCAAACGACCUUGCAAAAUUGGUGGAGAAAAAGAAGAGUAUGCAAAAUUGGCUUACUUACUACCAAACGAAGUAUGAGAGAGACCCUACGAAAAGGCCAAAAACAAAAACAGGUUUUUGGGGCCUUUGGGGGAAAAAUGUGGAUGCUAUCGAUUACUAUGCAUCUGAAAUUGAUAAGUUGAUUGAAGAAGAAGAUGCAGAGAGGGAAAAGGUUACGAAUGAUCCCGAGGCAAUAGUUCCUGCAGCAUUUGUUUCGUUUAAAUCUCGGUGGGCUGCAGCCGUCUGUGCUCAAACUCAACAGUCAAGAAAUCCGACCAUUUGGCUAACAGAAUGGGCCCCGGAACCUCGUGAUGUCUACUGGAAAAACCUUUCCAUACCUUAUGUUUCGCUCAAUGUCCGAAGAUUGCUAAUGCUUGUUGCUCUAUUCUUCCUUACUUUCUUUUUCAUGAUCCCCAUCGCGCUUGUUCAGUCCAUGGCGAGCAUUGAAGGCAUCGAAAAGGUUCUCCCUUUCUUGAAGCCACUGAUAGAAUUGGAUUUUAUCAAGUCUGUUGUUCAAGGUUUUCUCCCCGGGAUUGCACUGAAGAUUUUUCUAGCAAUUCUUCCCACAAUUCUUAUGAUCAUGUCCAAAAUAGAAGGAUUUACGUCGAUUUCAUCUCUGGAGAGAAGAUCAGCUGCAAAAUAUCACUUGUUUAUACUCGUCAAUGUCUUCCUAGGAAGCAUCAUCGCAGGAGCAGCAUUCGAGCAACUCAAGACGUUUCUCGAUCAGUCACCAGCCGAGAUCCCAAAAACAGUUGGCGUUGCGAUUCCAAUCAGAGCUACCUUCUUUAUCACCUACAUAAUGGUUGACGGGUGGGCUGGCAUUGCUGCAGAGGUUCUUAGGCUGGUUCCACUGAUAAUGUUUCAUGUCAAGAACACAUUCUUGGUAAAGACAGACCGGGAUAGAGAGCAGGCGAUGGACCCUGGUUCGAUAUCGUUUUCCAUUUGUGAGCCUCGUAUUCAGCUGUAUUUCCUGCUAGGACUCGUAUACUCGGUGGUCACGCCUAUACUCCUCCCUUUCAUCAUUGUAUUCUUUGCUUUCGCAUAUAUGGUGUUCCGCCAUCAGAUCAUCAAUGUGUAUGAUCAGAAGUACGAAAGUGGUGGAGCGUUUUGGCCAGAUGUUCACCGUCGUAUCACCAUCGGGCUGAUAAUAUCCCAGCUCCUACUGAUGGGACUGAUGAGCACGAAAGACGCUGCUCAAUCAACCCCGGUGAUUCUCGUUCUUCCGGUUUUAACCAUCUGGUUUCAUAAGGUCUGCAAGGGGAGAUUCGAGUCUGCAUUUGUCAAGUUCCCAUUGCAGGAAGCAAUGGUGAAAGACACGUUGGAGCGGGCAACCGAGCCGAAUCUGGACUUGAAAGCUUAUCUCCAUGAUGCUUAUGUUCAUCCUGUGUUUAAGGAAGCUGGGGCUGAGGGUUCUGCAGCAGCUUCAAUGGAGGAGGAGGAUAGCAACUAUCUUGUUGCAACCAAGAGAAGUUCCCGCGUGUGUAGUAACACGGAAACCGGGUCCGAUGUUGUUUGAGGAAUGACAUCUUGUCCCGUCUGUCUGGUUUUAUUCAUUCGUCAAAUCAAUUCUUUAUUUUUAAUUUUUUUUAAAUAGUUUUUCUUGAAAUUUUUGUCACUGCAUUUGACUGGCAUUCUGUUUGUUACGGAGUACUUUACAAUGUGUGCUUGUAUAAUACCCACGUAAGAACAUAUGCAAGUUGUUUUGUCGGAUUC
Ipomoea nil (Japanese morning glory) is the source of this 2688-nucleotide messenger RNA. Its product is annotated as CSC1-like protein At4g02900. The coding region runs from base 224 to 2491 and encodes 755 amino acids. Gene Ontology annotation, molecular function: calcium-activated cation channel activity. The record is from RefSeq and is a predicted model, not a curated record. Lineage: Eukaryota; Viridiplantae; Streptophyta; Magnoliopsida; Solanales; Convolvulaceae. The transcript has 12 exons. Gene Ontology annotation, cellular component: plasma membrane.